AGAGUGGUAGCGCCGACGAGAUAAACGCUCUCCAGAAGGCCCUGACGAAUGCGAAGAGCGACAGUGCCGAAGAAAUCGAAUCAUUGCGCAAGGCUUUGGAGGAGGCUACGAGCGGUAGUGCCGAGGAGAUGACCAGACUCACCCAAGAGCGCGAUGAGGCUGCGAAGGAGGUUACCGAGCUGAAGCAGUCCGUAGCGACUUUGGAGACUCGCAUCGCCGCCAUCACUGCCGAGAAGGAGCGUCUCGAGGUCGAGAACAAGCAGAUCUCGGAGGAGGUGCAGGCGUCGGUCAAGUCUCUCGAGUCGGUUUACACGGCACAGAUCGAGGACCUGGACCGCACCGUUGCGUCUCAACGCGAGAAGAUCACCGACCUCGAGAAGCGGUUUCUGGAGGGCGAUGCCACGAGCGCCGGUCUCGCGGACGAACUCGAUCGCGAGCGGUUAUCAAAAGGGAGUAUCUCCAAGGAACUCGAAGCCGCUGCCCGAGAGGCCGCUACCGCCGAAGCUGCAAAAGCGGACUUGGCUCACCAAUUGGAGGCCUUGAGGGAGCAGCUUGCUGCCAUCAGCGCGGCCAAGGAGCAGGCGAUCGCCGAGGAGAAGGCUGCCAAGAAGGCUGUCGAGUCGCAGCUGGUGGCCUUGUCCGAGGAGUUCUCGGCUACCAAGUCGGCCAGCGAAGGUGCGGUUACAAAGCUUCAGUCGGUCGAGCAGGAGCUUGCCGCUUCCAAGGCUGCCAAGGAGAAUACCGCUAGGGAGGUCGAGGAGCUGAUGGACCAGCUUUCCGACGUCAAGGCUUCCAAGGACGCCGCCGCCGGAGGAUUGUCCGCUCUUGCUGUGGAGCUCGAGCAGGUCAAGAAGGAUAAGGAGGCAGCUCUUCAGGCUGUCCAGGCCGAUCUGGAGGAUGUCCGUGCUCAGCUGAAGGCCGCCGUCGACAAUCACGAGUCCACUCAGGCCAAGUUGGUGGAAUUGUCCAAGGAGAACGAGAAGGCUGUCUCUGCUGCUCUGGAGACCGUUCAGGCCGAGAGGUUGGCGGCCGACAAGACCCGGAAGGCGCUCGAGGAAAAGCUCGAGGACUUGGAGACCACGCUCAAGGAGAAGGUCAACGUACUUACUAAGCUCGCCGGUGAGCGGGACGAGUAUGAACACGAGAUCCCCACCCUGAAGCAGAAGCUUGCGCUCGCGGAGUCCAUGGUCAACGAGAAGCAGGCGGCCAUCCAGAACGUGAGAAACGAGUAUGAGUCCAAAGUGAAGGUGCUGGAAGCGGAGUUGUCGGAGGCGAGGAUUGCUGCCACAGGAUCUGGAGCCGGACCAACCAAUGGAGCUGGUGAUGCCGAGGUGAGCACACGAACCGGCGAUGCUGGAGGUCCCCGUUCGAAUCAUGAUGGUGUGGAAGAGGAAAACGAUGCCCUUGCAAUUGUCAGAUACCCGCUUUUCUGUUUCAUGUGGAUCAUUCUUUUGUGUUGCUUACUGUUUCCCAACACUGCCGCCACCACCACUGCCACAUUUGUUGAUUGGAAGCGGAAGCUAACGGCUGUGCAGAUCUCGAGGAUAAGCAACGACAUCCGGGUGCUCGAUAAUAUGAACCAGGACAUGCAGGAGGACGCGAAGAGGGCAAUAGAGGCGCUGCAAAAGAUACCCGGAACCGAGAAGCUGGUGGAUGCGGUUGAAUAGCUCGCGUUGUUCUGGCUAUGAAGACGGUCCCCAUGACUUUAUUUUUCCUUCCUUCCUUCGUUUCUUUGAUCCCUGUGGAUAUAGGAGUCCUUUUUUCUUUUUGUG
Molecule: messenger RNA, 1772 nt
Organism: Tricharina praecox
Lineage: Eukaryota; Fungi; Ascomycota; Pezizomycetes; Pezizales; Pyronemataceae
Exons: 2
Coding region: 129-1667 (512 amino acids)
Source: RefSeq, a predicted model, not a curated record